Molecule: messenger RNA, 903 nt
Organism: Coniosporium apollinis CBS 100218
Lineage: Eukaryota; Fungi; Ascomycota; Dothideomycetes
Exons: 1
Coding region: 1-903 (300 amino acids)
Biological process (GO): DNA repair
Molecular function (GO): methylated-DNA-[protein]-cysteine S-methyltransferase activity
Source: RefSeq, a predicted model, not a curated record
AUGGCUCCUCUUCACAGCCUCCAGGACGCGUGGACAGAGGUUUAUCGCAAGCGGCUACCUGCGCUGGCCGCACAGCGUGAUCCGGCUCAAAAGCUGUGGCCGGUGCAUCUUGAUCACUGCUUUGCCCGCGUUGUGCUUGACAACGCCAUCGGGAAAGACAGACCCUGGACUGAAGUUGUCAAGGCGCCGGCGGUCAAGAACAUGUCCGAGAUGCAGCUGCAGGCAGCUCUGUCGCUGGCAGACGACAUCGCAACUGGAAGAGCGAGCUUAGUGGCACUCAAUCAAACAAGUUUGGCAUUGAGGAGCAAAGCUUCAGGAGCUUCCUCGAAUAAGAGACACGCAUCUGAGGUACUGGGAGAUGAUGGCUUGAGUCGUCCUUCGAAGACAAUCAAGAAGGCAGUGGUCAGAGGAGAAGCAAGCAUAUCCAGAUAUUUUACGACGACUGAAGGACACGCGCAAACGCCUCCACAGGACGAGCCUGAAGACUUAGACUUCGCACGACGGCUCAUCGCGGAAGCCAAGGACCUCACUCCCUUCCGUAAAGAGACCCUGACGCUCUUGACACUAGUACCACGUGGUCGUUAUACGACGUACGGGGCCAUGAGCGACUAUAUCUCGCGGACCCAUCAUCCGACUUGCGCCCGUGCGGUCGGCAAUGCCAUGCGCAACAAUCCUUUUGCACCACAAGUACCGUGUCAUCGAGUCCUAGCGCACAAUGGGCGGAUAGGCGGCUUUGGAGGCGAUUGGGGCGAAGACGGGAAGCAUGCGGAUCAGAAGAGGAAGCUGUUGGCGGAAGAAGGCGUGCGAUUCGAUGUCAAAGGCAAAGUCUUUGGGGCUCCAUUCAAGGACUUCGAUCUCGUUCAAAAGAGAAUACAGUCGAGUUCGACGACUCCAGCGGAUUGA